Messenger RNA from Tribolium madens (black flour beetle), 931 nucleotides. RefSeq names its product corrinoid adenosyltransferase-like. NCBI's taxonomy places the organism in Eukaryota, Metazoa, Arthropoda, Insecta, Coleoptera, Tenebrionidae. The transcript has 3 exons. Bases 236 to 874 code for a protein of 212 amino acids. The record is from RefSeq and is a predicted model, not a curated record. Gene Ontology annotation, molecular function: corrinoid adenosyltransferase activity.
AGGUUAUGUGGGGUUAUGUUCCAAAAAAAAAUUGAACUCGUGAUAACAAUUUAGGAAUAAUCAGAGUCUAGCAUUUGCGAUUAAUUAAAAUACUGGUGCAGCUUAAUCUGGUUGCGUAAUUAGUCAAUUUGUGAUAAUUAGAGUAAUUUUCCUGGUGUGGACGUAACUUUUACCACCGCCACCCUAACCUCACCAUCCCGUCGAAUUUUCGUCUUGUCAAAUUUUCCCCCAAACGAUGGUCUUCCGCCGUUUAUUCCAGCCCCAAUUGACUUCCCUUUUACGUCAAUACUGUGAUAAGAAGCCCCCUCAGGAAUAUUUUAAUCGUGAGGGUGACCGUGGCAUGUCUAAAACCCUCACAUCUGAAACUUUACCGAAGGAUUCGAAGAUUUUUGACGCUAUUGGGGCCACAGAGGAGUUGUUAAGUCACAUAGGCUUGGCUCGCGAGUAUGCACAAGAGGCGGAACACGAAUACUCAGAUAAACUCAAACGAAUACAGACAAUAAUUAUAGAUUUAAGUACGGCGAUUUCACGCUCGAACGAUCAGGCGAAAAAAAUCAUCUCGAAAAAUUACACCAAAGAAUUGGAAGAUUGGAUUUUGGAAUACUCAAAGCAGUUGCCGCCGCCAGAACAGUACAUUAUUCCUGGGGGCGGAAUCCCAAGUGCGUCUUUACAUGUCGCACGGGCGGUUUGUCGUCGCACAGAACGCGUGAUUGUUCCUUUGGUGAAGGAAGGGCAUUUACAUAAUGAGGCACUCAUUUAUCUCAAUAGACUGUCAGACUUUUUGUUUAUUGUCUCACGAAUGGCAGCUAAAUUAGAUAAGAGGACUGAGUCCAUCUACAUACCCAAACCAGACGAGAAAGUCCAAGCUCAAUAAUUUAUUAUAUUUUGUAUAUAGGAAAGUUUACACAAAGUUUUAAUAAAAUAACAAUAA